Paramecium octaurelia is the source of this 1814-nucleotide messenger RNA. Lineage: Eukaryota; Ciliophora; Oligohymenophorea; Peniculida; Parameciidae. The record is from the annotation of a GenBank genome assembly.
AUGAAAUAAUAAUCAGAUAUAGCAAUAGGAAUUGAUUUGGGAUUGAAAUACUCCAGAGUUGGAGUGAUGAUAGAUGAUAAAUUUGAGCUAAUAGCCAAUGAAUUUGGGAAUAAAUUUACUCCUUCAUAUGUGGCCUUUGUAGAUCAUGAAAUACUCAUUGGUGAAGCAGCUUUAAGUUAGCAUACUAAAAAUCCUACUAAUACUAUAUAUAAUGUAAUGAGAUUGAUGGGAAGAAGAUUUAGUGAUAAAAUUGUCCAAGAAGAAAUUUUAAAUCUUCCAUUCAAAGUUGAAGCUGAUGAAUAUGACAAACCCAAGAUUGUUGUUUAAUAAAAGUAGGAACUAUUGAGGUUGCAUCCAGAAGAAGUAUGUUCAAUGAUUCUGAGUAAAAUGAAAACAACAGCAGAAAUUCAUCUAGGUCAAAAAGUGAAUUAAGCCGUUAAACAACCUCCUGCAAUUUGAAUUUCUGUUCUAAACGUGCUAUUGAGGAUGCUGGAUUGAUCUCUGGUUUGAAAAUCCUUAGAAUCAUAAUUGAUUCAACUUCAGCAUACUUUACUUAUGGUAUGAAUCUUUAAAAUGAAAACCUAAGAACAAUUUUAAUUUUCAAUCUUGGAGGAGGAUCCAUAACAGUUAGUGUUGGUGAUAUUGAGUUUUCAAUAAUAGAAAUAAAAUCAACAUGCGGAAACAGGGACUUGGGAGGAGAAGAAUUUGAUAAUCUCCUAGUAAAUCACUGUUGUAAGAUGUUCUAAGAAUAGUAUGGAAUUGAUUUAAGAUAAAAUGCACGAGCUAUGAGUAGAUUGAAAAUUCAAUGUUAAAAAUCUAAAGAAACCUUAUCAAGUGUAAAUAAAACUACUAUAGAGGUUGAGUUCAUAGCUUAAGAUAUAAAUCUUAGUAUCCAAAUAACAAGAUAAACAUUUGAAAUGCUUUGCUAAGACUUAUUCAAACAAUGUAUAGGUUAUGUAGAGUAAGUUCUUAAGGAAGCCUACCUAACCAAAAAUUCCCUGAAUUAGAUUAUUCUUGUUGGAGGAUCAUCUCGAAUUCCAAAGAUCUAGGAGUUAAUAUAAGAAUAUUUCAAUGGAAAAUAGUUGUACAAUUCAAUAGAUAAGGAUGAAGCUGCUGUUUUUGGGGCUGCUUUCAUGGGUGCACUUCUCAAGAAAUAAUCUUAAAAAUGUGGGAAAUGGUUGCUUCUUGAUACAAUUCCUUAUAAUUUAGGAAUCGGAAUAAAUGGUUAUUAUGAGUAUUAUCUGAUUAAAAAAAAUGCACAUAUUCCAGUUAAAGAAUAACAAAAGAUUAAGAUUUAAUAAGCAAAUGUAAAAUAAUUAGAAGUCUUGUUAUAUGAGGGAGAUAUCUAGAUGGAUAAAGAAAAUUAGAGAAAAUUAGGCCAUUUUACUAUAGAUACAAAUAAUAUUGAGUUAUAAGGAGAAAUAAAAAUAACUUUUUUAAUUGAUGAAAAUUACUAAUUGGUUAUAUCAACAGAAGAUCAAUUAAAACAUAAUGUUGUAGUGUAAUUUGAAUAGACAACUCUUUAAGAUGAAGAAAUCUAGAGAUUAAUUGAAGAAUCUGAGAGGUAAAAGAAUAUUGAAGAAGUUGUCCGAUAAAAAAAUGAAGCAAAGAAUAAAUUUGAAUCAUUGAUAUACAAUUACAAAAGAAUAAUCUUGGAUGAGUUUGAUCGUUAGGAAAAAUGGUUAGAAUCUCAUUAAGAUGAAGAUCCUCAAACUUAUAUUCACAAAAUAGAAGAUUUAGAAUUGAAGUUUCAACAUCAAGUAGAAUUGAUCAAAUAAGUUGAUUUAAAAAAUCAAAAACAUCCUUAUAUUUGA